Molecule: messenger RNA, 1737 nt
Organism: Podospora anserina S mat+
Lineage: Eukaryota; Fungi; Ascomycota; Sordariomycetes; Sordariales; Podosporaceae
Exons: 3
Source: RefSeq, a predicted model, not a curated record
CGACAUCAUAGGUACAUCUUCAAGAACAUCAGAUAUGCGGCCCCACCUGUCGGUGAGCUGAGAUGGGCCAAACCAGCGCCCCCAGCACAGAAUAGCACUCAUCAGGAUGGCAGUUAUGGGCCAAGAUGCAUUCAGUCGGCUCCGAAUGGUAUCAAUGUGGUCGGACCAGGCAACAAGGCGCCUGUCGGAGCUGUCAUAAACCAGUUCCUUGGUGGAAUCCCAUUGCCACUCUUCUCAGGUGGAAGCGAAGAUUGUCUAUUCCUCGACGUUUAUGUGCCUGGAAAGGCGCUCAAAAACCCGACCAUCAAGUUACCCGUCGUUGUAUGGAUCUACGGAGGUGGCUUUCUCUUUGGCAGCAAGGACACGAUGACGCCCGACUUACCGUUCUACGAUGGAGGAGGGAUGAUUGGGCAGUCAAAUAACAACAUGAUCUUUGUCGCCAUCAACUACCGCGUCGGUGCCUUCGGAUUCUUGGCAGGGGAAUCCAUGGAAAGAGACGGGCUCCCAAACGCUGGAUUGCACGAUCAAAGGGCUGCUUUGCAGUGGGUGAGGGAUCAUAUUCACUUGGUUGGUGGUGAUCCUACCCAAGUCACUGCAAUGGGCGAAUCGGCGGGUGCGUCGUCGAUAUUUCACCACAUUGUCGCGGAAGGGGGUCGCCUUGAUCCUCUCUUCUCAAGGGCAAUUCUGCAAUCUCCAGCCUUCCAGCCGAUAUGGGACCGUGCUGGCAAAGUUGAAGAUACAUUUCAGGAUUUUGCAACACUCGCUGGAUGUCAAGGCAAAGGGCUGGCCUGUCUGCGAGCUGCUGACCCGACGGCGUUGAUCAAGGCAAAUAACGCGCUGAACUUGAAGCAGGCACCGGGUACCUUUGCAAUUGGCCCAACACCGGAUGGCAAGUUUAUUCGCCAGUUGCCAGUGCUGGAGCUCGCCCUGGGAAAGUUUUGGAAGCUCGAUUCCUUGAUCCUGUCCCAUGUCGCGGACGAGGCAAGUUUGUUUGUGGGCGGUUCCAUUCAGACAGAUGCGCAGUUCUCAGGCUUUUUGGGCCAGCUGUUUCCCAACAAUACUCUGACGGCAGGUGUGAACAACAAGAUUGAAGAAGCAUACCCUCCUGUCAAAGGGACGAAGAAGUCAAAGUAUGCCACACAGACAGCUAGGAUGACGGAGUUUACAAGAGAUAGUUGCUUUACGUGCCACAUUAGGCGUAAGUCCAGGCGUUCCCGUUGCUUCUUGGAGUCCUUCGGCGAUAGCAAAGUCUGGAACAUGCAAUACAGCGUCUUCCCUGGCCAGCACGCCACCGACCUGAUACCCACUUUCUUCAGCACAGCCUACACAUCCGACACCUUCCUCGACGACCUGGCCAUGUUCUUUGUACCUGUCCUCGGCACCUUGGUGGCAGGCAUCAGCACAGCGAUGCAGAGUUAUUUUGCGUCGUACAUCACCACAGGGAAUCCAAACAUGAACAGAAAGAUACUGAAUCUUCCACCGGCUAUACGUUGGAACCAUCCUGUCAGCGGACGAGGCGAGCAAAUCUCGGGCGUGCUGGAUGUGGGUGGCUGGGGGAUAACGACUGUCAGUGACGAUAAGAAUCAGAAAACGCCUUGUGAUUUUUGGAGAGGAUUUGCGGCGGCUGUGACGGCUUUGGGGGGGUACUCUCCUCCUGGGGAGGUUGUGCCGCAGAACCUUGUGAGGGUGGAGGGCGAUGUGAGCCGGAACUAUGUUGGUGGCAAUGCUGGUGAAUGA